AGCGUCUCCAGGGUUUACUGGACCAGGAGAAAAUAACCAAUCAGGACAUGGAGGCUCUGGGGGAGGAGCUACUGAAGGAGAAACAGAGUCUGGAGCGCGAGAUGCACGCUCUGAAGGCGGGGAAGGACCGACAGAUCUCAGAGCUGGAGAGCGAGAAGCAGCACCUGUCGGAGGCAGUGGCGUCCCUUCAGGAGCGCGCUCAGUCUAACAGCGUGGCGAGGGUCCGCGAGGUGGAAUCAGAGAACCGCCUGCUGCACCAGAGCAUCACCGACACCAGCUCCCGAUUGGCCAGCCUGGAAACACAGCUCAAAGUAUCCAAUGAGGAGGCAGAGAGGCUGAGGGAGCGGGCGGGGCGGUGUGAGGAGGCGGAGCGAGAGGUGGCGCGGCUGGAGAGGAGCCGGGAGGCGCUCAGCAGAGAGGUGGCGUCUCUGCGGGCGUGCAGCGAGCGCUCCGAGGCUCUGGAGAAACAGGUGACCUCCUUGGAGCAGGAGGUGCACAGGCUGAAGCGGGAGGCGGAGGAGAGCCAGCGGGAGCUGCAGCGGCUGACGAAGCAGGAGGCUGAAAACGGGCUGCUGUCCAAGGAGAACCUGGAGCUCCGCUGCUCCCUGGAGAGCCUGCGCUCCUCAUCCACCCGCCUCACCACUGUGCAAGAGGAGCUCCAGGAGGCGCAGAGGGAGAUGCAGGAGCUGCAGAGGAGGCUGGAUCAAGCUGGGGAGGAGGCGCAGGGAGAGAGGAAGAGAGCGGAGAGGCUGGAGGUGAACCUGACAGCUCUGAACCAGGAGAAGCAUCACAUAGAGGAGGAGAUGGAGAAGAGCAAAGAGGAGAGGGUGGAGGAAGAGAGGAGGCGGCAGGAGGCAGAAAGCAGAGAGGAGGACCUGAAGAGGGAGAUGGAGGAGCUGAAGGAGGAGCGGAGGAGGCGAGUGGAAGGAGACGAGGAGAGGAAGAAGCUCCAGCUGGACCUGGAGCAGUCGGAGAAGGGCCGGAAGCAGCUGGAGAAGGAGAGCUGGAGGAUGAGGACGCUCCUGGAGGGGAAGGAGACGGAGCUGGAGGAGAAAACCAGGAGGCUCACCGAGGUCACGAAGGAGGGAGGAGCUCUCAAGAAGGAGGUGGAGCGAAUGAAGGAGGCGGCGGUGAAAGCAAAGGAGGUGGAGCGAGAGAACAAGGAGCUUCAGAAACAAGCGACGAUCGACAAGAGGACGCUCGCCACGCUCAGAGAGGAGCUGGUGUCGGAGAAGCUGAGCGUUCAGCAGCAGAAGGUCGAGCUGGAGCGACUGAACGAAGAGCUGGAGAAGAUCGGACUGAACCGUGAGAAGCUGCUGCAGCAGGAGCACACGCUGGAGGACAGCAGGUACAGGCUGCUGGAGUCUCGGCUGGAGGAAACCGUCCAGCGGACCAUGAAGGUCAAGGAGGAGAAAAUCUGCAGCCUGGAAAAGAAGCUGGAAGAAAGCAGCGCCCUCAACAAGACGCUCCACGCGGAGCUGGAAGCUGUGAGGAAACGCGCCCUCGCCUUCGCCUCGGUAAACUUGAAGCUGUGCGACAGUCAUUUUUCUUUCCCGCUGCAGGCUCGUCAGACGGCGUCCGCCUCGCAUCAGCAGCACGAGGAAGUAAACCACAACUUCCAGCAGCACCCGGCGGCUGACCGCAGCGCCACGGCCGAACUGCUGCGGAUCAAAGAUCACCUGAUCGACGUGGAGAAGAACAACGCCUCCCUGCAGACGGAGAGCAGUCUGCUGAAGGAGCAGCUGAAGCAGCUGGAGAACCAGAACACUUCCCUCAACAACCAGAUGGCGGCGCUGCAGCGGCACGCCACCACGCUGCAGGAGCAGAACUCGGCAUUGCACACGCAGACGGCGAAGCUGCAGGUGGAGAACUCCACCCUCUCCUCUCAGAGCGCCUCUCUCAUGGCCCAGAAUGCCGUGCUGCAAGGCCAGGUGACCGCCCUGGAGACGGAGGUGGAGUCGUGGCAGCGGCAGCGCGAGGAGGCGUGGCGAGCCAGAGAGGGCGUGCUCAGCGAUCACGAGCGCCUGCUGAGCGUUCACGAGAGGCAGGCUCACGAGUACGAGCAGCUGAUCAGUCAGCACGCGGCGCUGAAGGGCAAACAGAGGGCGCUGGAGAGCGAGCACAGGACGCUGCACGGCAAGUACUGUGCACUGCUGCAGCAGAAGGAGGAAUGGGAGGAGCAUGAGGGGCGUGGCCUAAAAGAGAAGGAGGAGCUAAACCUGGAGAUCCAGAAGAACCGCCUCCUGCAGCAGGAAAACCUCCAGCUGAAAACAGAUGUGGACAGACUCUCCGAGAGCCAAUCACAGCAGGCGGAGCAGAGCAAGGGGCUCCAGCAGCGACACAACGAACUCAAGAGCUCUUUAGGCUCCGCCCAGCUGGAAGUGAGUCAGUGGAUGGCGCGAUACGAUUCGCUGAUGGAGCAGCACCAGACGCUGGAUCUCACCAUGACCAAACUAGACAACCACUGUGAGCUCCUGAGUCGCCUCAAAGGGAACCUGGAGGAGGAGAACCACCACCUGCUGAGCCAGAUCAACCUGCUGAGUCAGCAGAACCACGCGCUGCUGGAGAGGAGCAUGGAGAGCAAGGAGCUGUACCACCAGGAGCAGAAGCUCUACAUUGAUAAGCUGAACGCUCUCCGUCGUCAGAAGGAGAAGCUGGAGGAGAAGAUCAUGGACCAGUACAAGUUCUACGACCCCACGCCUAAAAAGAGGAGUCAGUGGGCCGGAGCCAAAGCGUUAGUCAAGCUCAUCAAACCCCGAAAGGAGAGCAGCCGGGAGAGGGGGGCCGAGAGGGAGCGGACCAAGAGCGCCCCGGACAUCCCCCUACCAGCCACGCCCCCCCUCCUGCCCCCCGAGACCCCGCCCCCUCCACCCCAGAGGACCCUCAGUGACUCGCAGGACGGCGGCCAUAACAGCCCGGGCCCCCAGAGUCCAGCUGUGACCCCCAUCAGCCGAGGUACACACACACACACACACACACAGAAACUCGUUAAACAUGCCUGCAGAGUGUUUCCUGUCGGGGACUCGCUCGCUGUGAAGUUUGGGGACUUCUGAUCAGAGGCUCAGAGCACAUGUGGGGAGCUGCUCUCUCUGUCCUGUAGAGGGCGCCGUUGGCUUUCACAUGACUGACAGUAAGUUCACAUCUGGAACCUUCCUGAGCAGCUGAUCCAGCUGUGCACACGUCUGACAUUUUUCAGGGUUUUUAUCAGAUUCGAUCCGUUCUUUGACUCGUUACCUGUCGGUCAUCGCUCCACAGACGCAGCUCAAUUCAGACAUGCAGUGACAGGUGCUCGUCUGCACAGCUGUUUGUGCACUUUUAGUCUGAACAGGAGUUUUCUGCAGGCGUGUUGUUGGCGUGUUACUCCUCAGCUGCACACGUGGAGCGAGCAGCCCUCUCACAGAAACCUUUGUUUGUUUCUUUGGAGCCUAAAUAAGAACAAAGUGAAAUAACAAAAACUGUCUUUGUGCUUUUUGGCCGGUGUGACGUUCCAGAUGUCACAUUCUUAGUUUGGGACCGUCGGGAAUGCUGGCACGCCUUCAACCCUUUAAAGGGUUGAAGGGUUGAAGUUAUGCAAAACGCUCCAUUUUGCGUAACUAUUUUUAAAUCCCGGUAGCUCUGCAACCACGUGAGC
Neolamprologus brichardi is the source of this 3631-nucleotide messenger RNA. NCBI's taxonomy places the organism in Eukaryota, Metazoa, Chordata, Actinopteri, Cichliformes, Cichlidae. The record is from RefSeq and is a predicted model, not a curated record.